Molecule: messenger RNA, 1710 nt
Organism: Selaginella moellendorffii
Lineage: Eukaryota; Viridiplantae; Streptophyta; Lycopodiopsida; Selaginellales; Selaginellaceae
Product: UPF0548 protein At2g17695
Exons: 4
Coding region: 963-1625 (220 amino acids)
Source: RefSeq, a predicted model, not a curated record
AAUUCAAUGCAGCACAAGAGAUUUCGAAGCUCUUGCCCCUCGCCGUCUUGGAACGAGGUCAUGAUCCAGCAAGGGCCAUUGCGAGGCAGCAUCGCCGUCGCUCGGCACAGGACGAUGAAGCCCCAGGCAGGCGCCGAGGUAGCGUGGAAUGGAUCGGUGGCUCACCAGCGCCUCCCCGAUCCUGGAGUGUGGAGCAUCGGCAAGAACAAGAGGAGAACGGCAUCAAGCCAUAAUGCUGCUCCAUCGCCUUCCAUCGGGCACGCCGGGGGAUAUUUCAGCGGCAGCGCUACGCAGUCGGGGGAGAAUUGGUCGAAGAAAUCCACAGAUCCGACGCCGCUGAUCGAGCAUGAGGAGCAGUCGGCCGAGGAUCAAGCCGAUUCCAGCGUCACCGCGGAAGCAAUUGCCGUGGAGAGCUUGCUCGCUCUGGACGUGCUGGCUCAUUGCGCUGUCAUCCAGUCACAAAUCCACGACUCCGCGGCCAGCGCCUGUCGUCCCCCCGGGAGAAGGGUCUUCGUCCAGAGCCUGGGAUUUUCGAUCUUCCAGAGGAGGCGGGGGCCAGUAUCGUCUCCUUCCCGGCCCAGCGAUGGUUUUCCGAGCAAGCCCUCUUCGAUCGGCGGCAGCAGUAGCGACGAGGAGGAGCGAAUUGGCCGGCCCAAGCGCAAGAGGGCGACCCUUUUGCCCUCCAAGUUCCAGGACUCGGUGCUCAUGCUGAAGAACAAGAACAAGAAGAGCGGCGGCGGCGGCAGUGGCAGCGCUAACAAGAAGAAGAAGAUCAAGAGGAAGUAGGCCUAGGAGUUUCACACACAUUGAUCGAUCCCGGCAUCGAUCGGAGCGUCGGGCAAGGAAAAAGCCUUCGUUUGGUUUAGUUUUGCUCUCCCAUGUAGAGAAAAUCUUCUCCCCCGAACACCAUUCAUAGGACCGUCCGCUUCUCUCAAAGCCAUGGAGCUACAAAAUUUCUUUGAAUGCAAUGCAAUCCCUCUCUUGCCCUAGUUUUAGAUAUGGUGCUCCUGGGCUGGGGAUGGAGCAAGCCGCCAUCGCAGGCCAAGGAUCACAGGGAUUUAGAUUUCAACUACGCAGCAGAGGACUGCUGCAGCGAGGCGGCGUGGACGGACGAGCGCCUCCAAUCGAUCGAGCGCCAAGGGUUUGCGAUCAACCAUUCCAGGGUGAAGAUCGGCCACGGCCAAGAGGAGGCGUUCAUCAGGGCCAAGAAUUUGCUCCAAGAUUGGCGGCAUUUCCAGCUGGGCUGGGCAUUCGUUCCGCGGGAGACGCCGAUCGAGCGUGGCCAGGGAUUCAAUGUGUGUAGCAAGGAAGGGCUUUUCUGGAUCGUGAAUCCAUUACGUAUUCGCUACAUUCGCGACGAUCGAGAGCAAGCCAGGAAGAACAACAAAAUCGUCUACGCCUUUGGAAGUGGGACCUUGCAGGGCCAUCUCCUGGCUGGUGAAGAGCGAUUUUCUGUGGAAUGGAACAAGGAAGAUGACAGCAUCUGGUACGAGAUCUUCUCCUUCUCCAAGCCGGCGCAUUUUUUGUCGCUGGCAACUUAUCCUUACGUCCGAUUCAAGCAGCGCCUGUUCGCCAAGCAGUCAAGCGACAAGAUGAUCCAGGAAAUGCGCCACAAAGUUUCCUAGGAUCUUGCAAGCUCAAGGAAAGAAAAAACGCCGGCUUGUUGAUGGCUGGGUGAUGGUAAUAAUCUAUCUAUCGUCAUCAAAAGGA